AUUUGGUCGGAAACAAUCUCAUUCUCAUUUAAUCUCAUUCUCAUUUCGAUUUCAAGAGGAGAAUGAAAAAUUUUCAAUCUCUCAAAAUCAAAUUUUUACAUUUUUUUAGUAUUUAAAUUUUAUUUCAAUUUAAAUUUUAAUAAUAAAUCAAAUAUAUUGAGAGAUAUAAUUAUUUUAAUAUUUAUUUUUAUUCAUUUUGAUUUUAAUUCUAGAUUCGAUGCGGAUGGCAAACCAAAGGCACCUUUUUUUUUUUUAAGGUUGAUAUAAGUUGAGAGAAACGCUACCGAAAUGAAGGCCGGAAAGGAAGCGACUGACGGACGUGGGAAGCGUGGAAUCAAAUUAAAGGAAGGAGCAAGCGGUGGCCAAGUAACCACGUUUGAAACGGACUGAGUUCGGCGACUUGGCACUAUGGCAGUCGGGUCGGCCAGAUUGAAUGGGACUUCAAUGCCCAUCAACUACAAACCGUUUCCCGUUUUAUUAGCUAACGGCAAUAUAACGGAAAUUCCAGUUAACUCCACUCUCAUUUUCUACGUAUACACCUCUCCCUGCUAUUGCUAUUAUUUAAUGAUCAUAGAGGGACUCAAAAAUGUGCGCUAUAAGAAGCACAAUAAAAAAUAAAAAAAAAAAGAAGCCGAAAGAAGCUGCGGGAAUAACAACCAAUGCACGAUACAAAGGAGUUUAGACGAUAACUACCUCCUCUGUUUUCUCAUCUGAUCUUCCACCUCCCAAGAAUAUACGAUAUCUUUUUCGGCUUCCGAUUCCUCUGCCAAGAAGAAGGCUUACCUCCGAUUUUGUCUCCAUCCUUUAUUUCCUCCGAAGCCUUUGGUCCCAUCUUCCUCUCUAUCUCUCUUGAUUGGAUCGCCUUCUGUUUUUACCAAGUUUCUUAAAAGUUAUUGUUAUAACCGUAGUUGUUGCGCUUCAGUUGCCUCACCAAAAUCCUCGAAGAAAGUCACGGUCAUUCCAUUGUUGUUGUUGUUGUUAUUGCUUCCUCGAAUAAUCUCACCUUCAAAACCCUUGGUCUUACCAUCUUUCUUCUAUCUGCUGCUGUUGUUCUUCUUCUCAUUCUUUUGUGUUCUAAAUUCUUACAUCCCCUUCGAGAAUUACACAAAGUCGCCACCUCUCUGCUCCUCCCCUGUCUCCUAUGGAUUCUUCUUUAGUUAUUGCCUCUCUUUUGUCUCUUUGCUUUAUUUUUCAUUAAAUCCUGAUUCACGGAAUCUUUUCUCUUUUUUCUUGGUAAAGAAGUUGUAGUAUAUAUAGUUAGUUAGAAGCCAUAGAUCCUGAGUUGCUUCAAGGGGCAGGAUACUUCAGUACGUAUAAAGGAUGGAAUUUUUGAAGGCAAGAGCUCCUCUGCUUCCAACCAUGGAGAAGAAAUGGGCGUUAUGCCCCUUGGCCUUGAGCACCACCGUCUGUGUCUUUCUUGUUGUGACCUCUUUCAACAUGGGCCUCCUCUCCUCCCUCCCUACCAUCUUCUCCAACUUCCGAGCCUGGAAUUCCAUGACCUCGAGCGAUGCCAUCGUGGAAUCCAACCUUUCCGACCACUCACCGCCGCCCGCCGGCCCGACGAUUCCCCGGCUGGCCUACUUGGUCUCAGGAUCGAAGGGUGACUUGGAUCGCCUGUGGAGGACGUUGCAGGCUCUCUACCACCCCUGGAACCUCUACGUCGUCCACUUGGACUUGGAAUCGCCGGCUGCUGAGAGAUUGGAAUUGGCUUCUCGGGUGGCAAAUGAUACACUUUUCCGCAAGGUCGGCAACGUUCAUGUGAUCACUAAGGCUAAUAUGGUGACAUAUCGAGGGCCGACCAUGGUCGCCAAUACACUCCAUGCUUGUGCUAUACUCCUCAAGAAGAGCAAGGAUUGGGACUGGUUCAUAAACCUCAGUGCCUCUGACUAUCCUCUUGUAACGCAAGAUGAUAUCCUACACACUUUUUCAUCACUGCCCAGGAAUCUGAAUUUUCUCGAGCAUACAAGUGGAUUGGGAUGGAAGGCGGGGCAGAGGGCAAUGCCAUUGAUGAUAGACCCGGGGCUUUAUAUGUCCCAGAAGAGGGAUAUCUUUUGGGUGACUCAGAGAAGAGAACUACCAACUGCAUUUAAGCUGUUUACAGGCUCUGCAUGGAUGGCCCUGACCCGGGAGUUUGUUGAGUACUGUGUCUGGGGCUGGGACAACCUGCCAAGAACUCUCCUCAUGUACUACACAAAUUUUGUCUCCUCCCCUGAAGGCUAUUUCCACACAGUCAUCUGCAACACGCCCGAGUUCGCGCACACCGUCGUGAACCAUGAUCUCCACUACAUUUCAUGGGAUGUACCCCCAAAGCAGCAUCCACACAUCCUAUCCCUUGCUGAUGUCCCUAGAAUGAUUGGCAGCAAUGCACCCUUCGCUCGCAAGUUCGGCAGCAAUGACACAGUACUGGAUAAGAUUGAUGCAGAUCUCCUAGGCCGGAAGAACGGCAGCUUUGUCCCUGGGGGUUGGUGUGUGGGAAGUCCACCAUGCUCAGCGAUCGGGGACCCGACAUGGCUGAAGCCAGGACCAGGGGCUGAUAGGCUAGCUAAGUUAAUGGAAAGAGUAGUUCGCUCGGAGCUAUUUGCUUUGAAGCAGUGUAAAUAAGAUCUCAAAGCAACAAGAUAAAUGUUGCAUGAUAUCAGAUUGUUGGUAGGUACAAGGUUGUCACACAAGUCAUAAAACAUCUGCUCAACUGUAAAAUUUCCGAGGGGAAAGUGAUUCAGUUGCUGCAAUUGGGGAUAUCUGUAGAUAAGUCAUCAAUAAGAUAUAGUUCAAAGAAAUCUGAGAUGUGUUUUAGUUACAA
Molecule: messenger RNA, 2800 nt
Organism: Elaeis guineensis (African oil palm)
Lineage: Eukaryota; Viridiplantae; Streptophyta; Magnoliopsida; Arecales; Arecaceae
Product: beta-glucuronosyltransferase GlcAT14A-like
Cellular component (GO): membrane
Molecular function (GO): glucuronosyltransferase activity
Source: RefSeq, a predicted model, not a curated record